AUGACUGAGGUCGGGCCUGCCGACCGCUCCAGGCUUUUGCGAUCCAAACGCGAUGAAAUCAGUUCAAUUGUAACGUCGAGGAAGCGGAAGCUCCGUCAGCUCUUUGCUGUCGCGACCGAGGGCGAUGCACUCCCCACAAACGACUUCGCGAAUCCUGACGCGCCGCCAGCUACCGCAGCCGAACUUCAGUUCCUGCAGCGCUGCGACAUUUCACAAGGACGAAAGCUCAGUGAAGCGAAUCUUCCUGCUCGACCUCAGCUGCGCUACGAUGUCCUAAGACAAUCCCUCGACAACUCUGGCCUCUUCGCACCCGAGCCAGCGCCUGUUCCUCCCGCGAAGCAAGAUGCUGUGCUCCCCAAACCCCAAACGAAGACCGCUCCUGCGCCGUCGCCAAAGCCGGCUGCACCUGCACCCAGUGAUUUGAAUGGCACUGCACCCGAACCCCGAACACCUGCGACCUUCACCCUUCCUCCCUCACUUCCACCGAAGCCCCCGACGCCUGUGCCUGCUGCGGCGACACCAAAUCGACCUGGAGCUUCCAAGCCGCCCACAUUGGCUGCUUCAGGUCCGCCACCGCCGUCACCUGUAGCAGCUCCCACGAAGAAUCCUUUGCACGCAUCGCGAGAAGGCGCUACCGAAAAGGUAGAAAUCGCCGCUGUGGAAAAGCCAGCACCGACGCCCCUGAAAGAAAACCCGAAUGGCAUCCCGAAGAAGGCCGAGCCAAGAAAGGGCGAUGCGCCGCAGGCUGUCUCCAGUCAACCGGUCGCGAAGUCACCGGCUGCCCAGCUACCUGCUCGUCCAGACUUCAAAAAGGCCGAGGAGACGGCCCCUGUGGCUGCCAAACCGCCACCCGAAACAGCAAAGGUAGCCGAUGGACUUUCAUCACCAGGGUCAACGACACAGACGGCCGCGACUCCUGCUGUUCAUGACGCCUCGACAGAUACUAGCCCCGACAACGAGGGCCCUCAGUAUGUGGAACGGGCGGAGACAUCAAAUGAAGGAGAGGCAGCGGAAAGGGCAGAGGAGGCCAAGGGGACCGAAGGCGGUGCUUCUCCUGACGCAGAUUCUCUCAAUGGCAGAAUACCAGAUGGACCCGAAGCGCAGCUCCUGCAGGAGUCCAUGGCGAUGGGCUCCAAGCCAACACCGCCUGUUAUCGCAACAAGAGCGUCGCCUCCUGCGACACCUGUGCCGCCCCCUGAUGAAGUGAAAGCCGCAGAGCCCACGACAGCAGAGUCUGCUACACCAAGCGUGGCCCAGAGUGCUACUCCAACGCCGGCUGUGCCGCCUACAGCCCAGUCGGUCAAGGAGAUUCCGGACAGCCAGGAGUCGCAGGCUCCCGAAAAGAUGGAUGUAGACCAACCAGAUGUGGACCAGACUGGGGGAAAACCUUCCGUCGAGGUACAAGAUGCACCUGUUGAGCCCAGCCAAGCCGAAACGCAGACUCCUAAAGCUUUAAAUCAAGCCCCACAGACGCCGCAGGACCCAGAUCGAGCGGUCACUCGAACAGCUUCUGGUACGAUAAGACAGAAGUCGGUGGCCGAAAUUUUAGGAGAAGCAACCCCAGAGACCCAAGUGGCUACCAAAAUGCCAGCAAGUCAACUCACACCUCUCACCUCCACACCCCAGUCUCCGCCCUCCAGACCAAAGACAUUUGCCAACAAGAAGAGGGACAAGGAGAAGGCUAGGAAUAAGCCUUCUGAAGUCGUCUUUGGCAAGCAAACCAAACGAUCAGCGGACAAGUCCUUGGUGCCUAGCCAGCAGAAGCAAAGUUUUCUGCCGACAGACGACUACUUUACACCACUCUUUGUACAAGGUUUUACCCAGACAUCAAAGUGGAUGAAGCCGAUAGAGGUCAUCCUCAAUCAAUCCCACAAGACAGUGUCCACCCCGGAUGCCUACGUGGCGAUACAAGACAACCAGGCAUGCAGAGUGCUUCGACGCGUUUACCAUCUGCAGCAGCACGACAAAUGGUCGUUGCGGCAGCCAAAGAGGUGCCCGGAACCUAUACGCCCGGAAAGUCAUUGGGAUGUGCUGCUUCAGGAGAUGAAGUGGAUGAGGACGGACUUUCGGGAAGAGAAGAAAUGGAAACUUGCGGCCGCACGCAACCUCGCGCACGCCUGCGCCGAGUGGGCUGCUUCAAGCGAGGAAGAACGCAAGGAGCUCCAAGUUUCUGCGUACAUCCCGCCCAAGGAGCAGCCGGCCGAACCCGAGACCGAAGGCGAUGCCUCCAUGGCUGACAUCUCGUUGGAUAUUGUUGAUGCACACGCAACUCCCGAGUUGGUAUCGUCAGGCGACCUGGACUCGCCCGAACAUGUUGACGAGCUGCGAGAGGAGGUUCUUGAGACCGUCGCACCGUCUGCCAUCUUUGCUCUCGAAGAUGACGACGUUGUCUUUGAGCUCCGCAGUUCACCGACCGCAGACCAGCUGCUUCAAGAGCUUCCAAUGUAUGGCACACCACUCAAGAUCCCAGCGUUCGACUUCACCGUCCCCGAAUUCGACCCUGAUGCACACUGGCGUCGCCCUGCUCUUCCUCUCAGCAAGUACGUUGAGGGCGAGAUGAAGCUUUCUUCGGAUGGGCCUCCCAGGAAGAGGAGUCGAUACCAGUACGAAGAGGAAGAAGAGGAUGACGAUGAGAAGGUUGUGUUUGGAUCCCAGCCCGCAAAGACAAUGAAGUUGCAGCCGCAGAAUGCCGAUGUGGCCCUGUUCAACCCCGAAAUGAAGUCAAUUAGAGACCGGCUUCACGCUGGCCAUCAGUUCCGCCCUCCAGCUGAGUACCAGAUGCCCAUGCAAAGCUUCUACGAAUGUCGCAGCCCCUCGCAAUGGACUUUGGCAGAGGACGACGAGCUGCGAAGCCUUGUCCGCGAGUACUCAUACAACUGGUCGCUCAUUUCCAGCCUUCUCACGCCUAGAUCCCUGUUCACAUCCGGAGCUGAGCGGAGGACGCCGUGGGAAUGCUUCGAGCGUUGGAUCAACCUGGAAGGUCUCCCCACGGACAUGCAGAAGACGCAAUACUUUAAAGCAUAUCAGAAUAGGAUUGAUGCUGCCAACCGUGUUAUCAUGCAACAGAACCAAAUUGCGCAGCAACAAGCCGCUGGCUCGACGGCUCCAGCAACGCCGGUCGCAAGACGCAGACCGUCAACGCCGCUCAGGGUCGAGCGACGACGCAACCAGAAGCACCUCACGCUGAUCGAUGCCAUGAGGAAGCUCGCAAAGAAGCGCGAGACCGCGGCUCAGAAACAGCAGCAUGCCACCCAGAUGGCAGCCAUGCGCAAGGCUAACGAGGCUGCGCAACCCAGAGGACCUACCAAGACACCUAGGGAUUACAGCUUGAUGAGGUGGGAGCGCGACCAGCAGCUUGCCGAGAAGGUGGCCCAGUUUCACCAGCGCCAGGAGGCUCAGAGACGCAUCACCAUGCAGCAGCGAGGCCAGGUCGCCGCCCAGAUCGCUACGACGCCCGCCGCAGGCCAAGUGCCGGCAGGUGCCGCAGGUCAAGUCAAUGGCAACAUGGCCCGUCCCAACAUGCCUAAUCAGCUCGCCGUCCCGGGUCAAGCAGGACGAGGUCGCAUGCCGAUGCAGGCUCCGACUGCAAACAUGGGCGGGGUUCCCGCUCAGAUGAGUGGGCUUGUGCCUCCCAUGCCAAUGAACGGGGUGCAGACGGCUCAGAUGCAAGCGGCGCUGCAGGCUCAGCAUAGGAUGCCAAUGCCCAACCCUCAGCCUGAUGUCAACCUCAUGAUGCAAGCACGCCGUAUCUCAGAGCAGCAACGACAGGCUGUUCAGCUGCAGCAGGCUCAACAACAAGUUCAGCAACAGGUUCACCAACAGCAGCCGCAGCAGCAGCAACAACAACAACAACAACAACAUCAGCAGCAGCAGCAACAGCAGCAACAACCACAACCACAGCAACCGGCUCAGCAGCAGCAACAAGGCCAGCAGCUGCACCAGGGAACACCAACAUCUCAUGCGUCUCAGUCUCACUCUCCGCCAAACAUGCGGCCCGCGUCGGUCAAUGGCGUUCACGGCGCUAAUGGCGUCAAUGGCGUCAAUGGGGUUAAUCAACAGAGCUUCAUCGCCAAUGCCCAGGCUAAUGCCCAGGCCAUGAUGGCAUUCAACGCUGCAAAUAGUGGUGGGGUGGCUACGUCCCCUGCCGGUGGUCUUCACAUGCCUAAUGGCACUUCGGGCUCACCUCGCCCCCUGACACAGGUGCCGGCCGGCAUUCAGCAGCAGCUAAGUAACCUCGAAAACCAAUACCGGCUCAAGAACCCGAGCUGGACGCCUGAGCUGGUACGCCAACACGCCACGGAGCAUCUCACUCGCCUAAUGAUUCAUCAGAGGACGACAAUGUCUCAAAAUGCCAUGAAUGCGGCCGCUGGUGGUGGAGGCGCCUCGUCACCUGGCAUUGUUAACGGCAUCGCCGCCACGACCAGCCCGCAUCAAUAUGCUGCUCUUCUUAGACAGCAGCAGCAACAACAAGCAGCUGCGGCAGCGGCACAGAAUGGCCAGCCUCAGAAUGGGCAGCAUCAGCAAGCGCACCAGCAGCAUCAUGGCCAGCAACAGGCGCAGCAGCAUCAUCAGCAGAAUGGUCAACAGCAACACGUACAGCCUCAGCACAUCCAACAUCAGCAGCACCAGGCGCGGCCUCAGUCCACAACCCAGCCGCAGCACACGCCGCAGCCUCCGCAGUCUCAGCAGCUUCCGAAGCAGACACACGCGCCUCAGCAAGCACAGCAGGCCCAGCAGAUUCAAAGGCCCCAGUCGGCUCAGUCGGCCCAGGCCCUCCACGCCGCGCAGCUUCUUCAGGCUCAGAAGCUCCAGCAAGCUCAGAAGGCCCAGCAAGCGCAACAGGCUCAGCAUGCCCAGCAAGCUCAAAAGCCGCAACAGCCACAGCAGCAGGCCCGGCAGACGCCGCAGGUACAACAAGUUCAGAAGACGCAGCAAUCGCCGCAGGUCCAGCAGGCUCAGAAGGCGCAGCAAUCGCCGCAGGUCCAGCAGGCUCAAAAGGCGCAACAAUCUCCUCAGGUCCAGCAGGCUCAGAAGGCGCAACAAUCUCCUCAGGUUCAGCAAGCAUCAAAGACGCAGCAGUCACCUCAGGCUCAACAGGCGCAGCAGCUUCAGCAGGCUCAACACCUCCAGCAGGCACAUCAAUCCCAGCAGGCUCAGCCAUCCCAGCAAGCUCAACAAUCACAACAGCCGGCCCAGCAGAAAGCACUGCCGCAAGUCCAGCAGCAAGCUCAGCAGCAGGCCCAGCAGGCUCAACAGCAACAAGCUCAGCAAGCUCAACAGCAGCGCCAAGCUAGCGGAAGCGCCACUCCAUCUGCUACAGCCGCGUCGUGA
Colletotrichum orchidophilum is the source of this 5331-nucleotide messenger RNA. RefSeq lists its product as uncharacterized. The record is from RefSeq and is a predicted model, not a curated record. Lineage: Eukaryota; Fungi; Ascomycota; Sordariomycetes; Glomerellales; Glomerellaceae. Bases 1 to 5331 code for a protein of 1776 amino acids. The transcript has 3 exons.